Porites lobata is the source of this 987-nucleotide messenger RNA. NCBI's taxonomy places the organism in Eukaryota, Metazoa, Cnidaria, Anthozoa, Scleractinia, Poritidae. The record is from the annotation of a GenBank genome assembly.
AUGGAAGAUCCACGUCUUAAGAAAAAUGAACUUGAUACGAAGUUUGUCAUUGAAGAAAUGUAUGGUAAGAAAGGCGCAUACCCUAGUGGAGAAGGAGCAACGCUUGUACUGGGUAAGGUCGACAUUACACAUACUUUGACAACGCAGGUACCUUUAGGUUUGGAAUCCUCAGCUUCUAACCUCUUGCAACAUUGUCGUUGUUCUUCUACUCCUUCUACUUCUCCUGAUUCUGCUGAGGAGUCUUCUCUAGAAGAACUAUUUCGUAACCUCUCUUUGCAAGAUUCUCCUUGUUAUUCUACUCCUUCUUCUCCUGUUUCUACCGCCGAGGAUCCUUCUUACCUCUGUCUACAAGAGUCUCUUUGUCAUUCUACUUCUUCUACUCCUGUUUCUAUUGACGAGUAUCCUCCUUACUUCUUUCCGCAAGAUUCUCCGUGUUAUUCUACUCCUUCUCCUGUUUGUACUCUCACUGUUCCCUUCACCCGGAUCUUGAGAAACGAUCGUCAUUCGCAUGCAGAAAUAUCAUUUCUUCGAGAACUCGAACGGGAGGUCCAACGACUCGAACGGGAGGGCGGAAAAGUAGAAAAGAUCAACGUUGAACUGAUCCAGAACUACGCACCUUGUCAUGCGUGUGCGGAUGAAAUGAUUGAGUUCAAGGAAAAAAGGGAAAAAGAGGAAAAUAUGGUUUCAAUCAAAUUGACAUUUGCAAACUAUUACUUCUGGAUUGGAUAUCAUCAUACAAACGAGUUCGGUAAGAAGAACUUGAACAAAUUAAAAUAUAUGCAUGAAAAAGGCAUUGAUUUACAACUCCUUCAAGGAAAAGAGUCCUGGGAAACCCUGUUCGACGACAGUGAUCUAGUCGAUCUUAACGGUGAAGAAAAAGAAGAGCUUCUAAACAAGGCUACCUCAGACAACAGAAAAAAAAGGGAAGAGUAUGACCGGUACCUCCGCGACAAGGAAAAACUUUUUAAAUCAAGUUGUAGACGUUAG